UGACUUGAUUCUGUCUGAAAAUUCAUUAUUCCGAGAGCGUUUAAAAAGAGUGGAGGUGCGCAAUGGCAGCUACUGAAGUGUUAAACGGUUUGCAAUUUUUCGAAGGAGUUGAAAAACUUCUUGAAAUUUGGUUUACUACAAGUGAUGGUAAUCAUAAGACAGCUGACUUGAGAAAAAUACCCAGACAUAAAUUGGAGGCGCUGAUGAAAAUUGUCCGAUGCGAAAUAAUAAGUUAUGUGAAAAAUGAUCAAAUUGAUGCUUACGUAUUAAGUGAGAGUUCUAUGUUCGUCUCUAAGAGACGCUUUAUUUUGAAAACAUGCGGGACAACGACACCUUUGUUGUGUUUGGAGCCUCUUCUGCUGAUGGCAGAGCAAUACGCGGGGUUCACAGAAGUUGAAGAUUUAUAUUAUUCAAGAAAAAACUUCAAACGGCCUGAUUUACAAGUGACACCCCAUCAACACUUCGAUCAAGAGGUGGCUUUGUUAGACACACUGUUUCCGGAUGGAGCUGCCUAUUGCUUGGGAGCGGUAAAUAGAGAUUGUUGGUAUCUCUAUACUUUAAAUCCGAUUCCGCAACGCCUACCCUCUUUACCGAAUCCGGAUGAACCGGACCAAACGCUUGAAAUUAUGAUGACAGAUCUCGAUCCGGAAAUCAUGUCUAUAUUCACAAAGGAAGAGUGUUUGAAUGCAACCGAAGCCACGAAGAAAGCGGGGAUUGACAAAAUAAUUCCCAAUAUGAUAAUUGAUGAUUUCCUCUUCAAUCCUUGCGGAUACUCCAUGAACGGUGUUACUAAAAAUAUUUGUUCAGAACUUGAAGACGGUUGCUACAUGACUAUCCAUAUUACUCCGGAACCUGAUUUUUCUUAUGUUAGUUUUGAGACAAACGUUCCUUCCAGCUCCUACAAGGAAAUAAUCAGUAAAGUCCUCGAAACAUUCAAUCCAGGGAAGUUUACUGUCACCGUUUUCUCAAACCAAUUGUCUCCAACAAAGGACACAUCGAAAGAGCUACUUUUCCUCAACCAACUGGCCGAUUGGCAAAGACGAGACGUUCAGCAAUGCAGUAUUAAGAACUACGAUCUCGUGUACGCGUUCUUCUGUCGUUUUCCAAGCUGAGGGUGUCCGGGCGAGCUGUGCGAGUGCACAGCUAACCGUAACCUUUCCCACCUCCUUUCUUCCAAUCCUUUACCUUCCAGAAUUUUCCCUCAACAUUUCUUUUCCACUCUACCUAUCCCUCGUAAAUCAUCUCACAAUCAGAUUCCUCAUCUUUUACUUCAUUCAUUUCUAUUACACUUUAACAACAACUUUGCCGUAGACGAUAUAGAGAAGAAUUUGCCUAAAUCUGUUGUACCGAGCUUCCUUUUCUACUACGGCUACUCUGUGAUGGCUUGCGCACUUUUAAUGAAGUUCGGACUUUUAAAAUCGAAGAACGUCAACCCCAACAACCAUGACUGUAACACGCAGCCAGCUUACAAUACUUUGUUUGGACCUUUUUCAUUCUUUUUUCUUUAUUUCACCCUGUUCGCGCCAGUUUUCAAGUUCACAGAUUUUGAGUCGCCACUUGUUCUUUUUUCUUGGUGGCGCAAUAAAAUAUCGUGAGAACUACUGAAAAAACUUCCACAGUAGGUAGUGCAUUAGAGGGCUUGUCUUUUCAUCUAUGAGGGUGUUAAGAAUUCUUGAUGCAUUAUAAUCUUUGUCCUGAUUGCCCUACCUCCUUGGAAGUUUUAGCACUGGUUUAUUUCCGAUUAUGAAGUAGAUGGAUUUUCUUUUUGUAAAGAGCCUUUGAAUGAACAACUCCAAAAUUUUUCCCCAAAAAUAUCAGGGUUGAUGUAGGUCCAUUCGGUGUAAAAAUAAGCUCUAGAUGUUGAGUAGGUAAAACUUUUUCGAUAAAACACUAGAGGCUUAUUUUAUUUUAUUACUAAAUUACAAGAAGAUUUAUUAAGACUUUAUCUAAUGGAAAUUGGACAGAUUUUAUUGAGCAUGUAGUAAUUAAUAUACAAUAGUUUUAAGAUUAGAAUUAUAAAUAUUUGCUUUAAUUUUUAAACAUAUAUAUUUAGAGAUCGAAUAAUAGAGAGAUAUCGAAACCGUCGUUUGGUAAUAAAAGAUCCUUUAUUUUGACACUUUUGACAUAUAAGCAUGGUUAUUUAUGUCAAAAUAAAGGAUCUUUUAUUAAAGGACGAUGUUAAAUAGGGUUUCGAUAUCUCUCUAAUUAAUUUAUUUUUGAACCAAACAUGACAAAUACUGAAAAUCAUAAGAUGCUUUAUUUAAAAAAUAAUAUUAAGCACAUUAUCCACUUUUAGAUAUGUUUUCUACCAUUUAUAUAAUAUGUCUUCCCAACAAAUAAAUUAAAAGCAAAUCUCUCUUAGGGCGUAGGCGCAAAAUCUUGGCUCCAGUGCUUUUUAAAUGCAUUCAUUUUUUUUCGAAUACUGAGAAAACUAAUAAAAAUUUUUACGCAGAAUGAGAUAUUAGGUACAUUAUUUUCAAAGGCCGAAAGUCACUUAGGAUAAACAAAAUGUUUCUUUUGAAUGAGAUAUUUGAAAUUAAAAAUCAUAAUAAAUUUCCUCUUUUUUUUUCACCACUGCUUAUUAAAAUAAACAUUAUAUAAGUUUUCAGAGACUUUCGGCCCUCGGUAACGUAAUCUUUCAUUCUGCGUUUAAAAUUUGCAAAAAUAUUUAUCAGUUUUCUCAGGAUUCGAAAAAAAAAGAAUGCAUUUAAAAAGCAUUUGAGCCGAAAUUUUGCAUCUACUCCCUUAAGUCAAUAGGUAAAUACUGAUUACCUCAAACUUGACUACAGAAAGUUAAGACCGGUGUUUAAAAAUACUUAAUAAUUUUCCUAAACUCACCGCAGUUAAAAUAAAACAUAUUCGGCUCAUAUUAUUGAGGUACAUAAUGAUUUCCUUUGCUUGUAUUCCUAUACGGGGUUAGCUCUUCUGAUUACAUUUAUUAAACUGUUUCUAUCUUAGUCAUACCCAUAUAGACUACUAGUCUUCUCUAGGCGUCUCCAACCAUAUCUUCAUUGGUUUAACAGGAACCUUUGCAGGAACGGAACAAGUAGGCAACAUUCAGCACCGUACAUCAUAAUUAAAAUUUCAGUACCGUUCUUAUAAAACUUAUCAUUUAGUUUUUUCGUCAUAUAAAUACCACCGCUACUUCCCGUUUUAACGAUGCUGUUUCACCUCGAAAAAAAAAAAUAGAUUUUGCGGUGGACAUCCGAACUUAUCAUUGGAUAAGUUUUUACAUGGUAAACAAAAAAUUCAAAAAGAUUUUAUUAGCUUAUAUGUUUAUUGAGAUAACUCUGUCGAGUUUUUUAGUUAUAACGAUUUUUGACUUUUUGGUAUCACUCGGAAAUCAAAACAACGAAUUUUUUGCACAAAAAAGGGCGAAAAUCAACAUAUUUAUUAUUGUUAAAUAAAAAAUAAGCAUAAAACAGAAAAUAUAUACAAAAUUCCAGGUGGGUCGGUCAAGUAGUUUUUGAGUUACAAUGUCUACAGCCUUUGAAAAAAGCAGUUUUGAGGAAAAAGCGUUUAAAGUAUUGUCAACUUUUAUUUUCAAUUUCUGUUAUUUUCAGUUUGUCUGUCAAAUCGUAAAAUGAUGCACGCCGGAAUAUCUUUUUGAAUCGCGGAGUAAUUUACAAAAGAAAAUGAGAACAGCUGUUGACCGUUGUUCAUUACGUUCAAGCGUGCUGACGGGAACCUGCUGCAAAGCUAGUCGAAGAUAGGGAUAUUCAACACUAUUUCCCUACCUUCGACUCGCUUUGCAGCAUCUUCGCGCCAGUGCGCUUGAGCGUAGUGAGAAACGGUCAACAGCUGUUCUCAUUUUCUUUUGUAAAUUACUCCGCGAUUCAAGAACAUAUUCCGGUGUGCAUCAUUUUACGAUUUGACAGACAAAAAAAAGUGAAAAUAAAAUAAAAGUUGACAAUACUUUAAAAGCAUUUUUCUCAAAACUGCUUUUUUCAAAGCCUGUAGGCAUUGUAACUCAAAAACUACUUGACCAACUCACCUGGAGUUUUGUACAUAUUUUCUUUAGACAUUCCUUGAGGAAACACUGUCGAGAUAUUUUUUUAUUUUAUGCUUAUAUUUUGUUUAACAAUAUGUUGAUUUUCACCCUUUUUUCUGUAAAAAAUUUCGUUGUUUUGACUUGAGUGAUAGUGAUACCUACUAAAAAGUCAAAGAUCAUUAAAACUAAAAGAAACUUGACAGCGUUACCUCGAGAAACUCAUAAGCUAAUAAAAUCUUUUUGAAUUUUUUGUCUACCAUGAUCCAAUGAUAAAUUCUGAUGUCCACCGCAAAAUUCAUUGCUUUUUGGGGUGUCUUUAAAAAUUUGUCACCGUUGGCUUAUUUUUCAAUAUUUCUUGAUUUUUUUUUGAAUAUUUUUUUAAUUAUACUUAGUAUGCGUAUUUAAUUUAAAAAUAAAAUUAUUCUCUUAUACUUUAAAAAAAAAUCACAAAAAAAUGUUGAUUUCAACCCCUACGGCCCCCCCUUAAGGAUAGCUAUGACACGAUUCUGAUAGGCAACCCAUGCUGGUCGUGUUUGUCUAUGUAUGAAAUUUAAUAAAAAAAAUGUUUUAUCCGGCAAGCAUUCGGAUCCCGUACUAUAAGUCUGCAAAUUGGGUCUCAGAUGACAUCCUCAUUACUCAGAACUCUAGGACUCGAAUUUGAUCAUUAUGACCAAGUUUCUCAAGCUUGGAAACAAAGAGAAGUGACACGGUGCCAAAUUUAGAGAAUGCGGUGGAUGGGGCAGCAGUUCGUAGCGCAAAUCAACCAAUCUGACGGUCCAAAACGGCUCCAUUUUGUUUUUGCUGCAAUUUGGCGUCGAAUCGACUCGAUAAUUGGACAGUCGAUGUAGAUCACACCUUAUGAAUUCCGGAAAAUUGUGACCAUCACCUUUCCGACCGAUACGAAAGUCUUCGCCUGCUUCAGAGGAUGUUCGCCAGGUGGAGUCCACUGUUUUUAUUGUUCCUUGGUCUCUGGUACGUACUAGUGCGUCCAUGUUUCGUCACAAAAUAACGCAGAAACUCAUUCGAAUUGUGCUUAACCAACGUCAAACACAGUUUUGAAGUGGUCUCACUGUUGUGCUUGUUGUCCGAAGUGAGAAAACGCGGCGCCCAUCACGCAGAUACCCAAAAUGUCAUGCAGGAUAUGACCCACGCAAUCUGUAAAUAUGCCUACUGUCUCAGCUAUCUUACACUGAGAAAAUAAUUAAAUUUACGUUGAAAAUUUCCGCAAAACUGUUUCAAGCUGAAUAAUAUUGUAACUCAAAUUCACGCUGCUGUGGCGAAUACAAAAUAUGAAUAACAUCUGACGAGGCUGAACUUGAAAGUGUGCGAGUACAUUUUUCUAUAUCAAUUGUAAGGAAUCCCUUGUUAGCUUUGCUUGUUUAGCGUGUAUAGGUAGCUUUUUUUACAAUAACUCUUCUUCGUAAUCCAGGCGAUGCACAUUUAUCUCUGGAACUUGGUCAUACGACCUUUGUUAGUCAUAAGACCCUCUCUUUCCAUUAAACUCCAACAAAUCCUGUGGUACUCAACGAAAGCUAACAUUUCCUCAUUGGUAGUUUUAGGAUCUCUUCUGGUUUAAUCCUCAGUUGGCCGGUACAUUUCUGCCUCGUAUCUCUUAACACAUUGCACUGGCAUAGUAGGAUGUGUAUGGCAGUCUUUUCUUUCAUUUCGAAUUUUUUACAACACGGUUCAUUCACUUUACUUAUUUUGUAUAGGUGUUUUCUUAAAAGACGGAUUUUUUAUUCCAAUCACCACUUCAGGGACCGGUUUAAUCUCCCAUCUAUGGAAAUUCAUUAAAUUAUCCGAGCAUUUUUAUCAAUAUUCUUGAUUAUUUACGUAUUCUGGAUUUACCCUUGAGUGGAUCUCUAUUUCUUUUGAUGAUUCCUUAUCAGUCACUUCUAAACCUAGUUUCUUGCAUAUUUUUGGUAAUACGUUACAGUAACUCAAUAAGAAAUAAAAGUCAUAGAAUGUUUCACUCUUAACUUUCUAUGUGUCUGAAAAAAAUCCAAUGUUAAUUUUGAAGGAUGUACCAUGUAUAAUGCUUUAGUACAGUCGAAUAUCGAUCAAUCAUUUUAACCUAUACUAAAUUUACAAUCAAGAUGCAGUAGAAAUAAACAAACCAUUGAAAUGUAUAUACAUUGUAAAUUAUGAUUCGGCAGUGCUCCUAGUAGCAUUUAACGUGUCUUGGUUUGUUUAUUUCUACUGCAUCUUGAAUGUAAAUUUAGUAUAAUAACAAAAUAAAAAUAUAACGAUAUGUAUAACGUUAUAUCCAAUAUAAUCUAACCUUUGCUCAAAUUCACGUUUAAAUUUUAUUCUCCCUGUUUUGGUCCCUGAUGUCAGCAUUGGUAAUGUUGUUCCAUUUUUAUCUUUGCCAAUACGUCACGAUUCAUUUAAAAAAAAUUAAAUCAAAACAUAAAGUGAAACGUACGCGGAUGUGUAUAGUAUAUAGUAUACAGUAUACAAAAUGUAUGUACACGUCGACGUUCGUUUCACUUUAUGUUUUGACUUAAAUUGUUUGAAAAUGAGUCGUGACGCAUGGGAAAAGUUGAAUGGAAGAACUAUAUAUUGGUCCCCUUUAUUGUACCUUAUAGUGUUAGGGAAAACAAAAGAAAACAUAUCAAUUAUUAUAAAACUAUAUUAUAAUGAUUUUCCUAUUAUCCAACUCCUAUUUCGUUUUAAAAAUUUAUGUUCAGUUGGUAUUUUUUUGAACCAUUUAGAUGUGGCAUUUUUCGUUGACUCUUAAAGAAUAAUACCUCGCAGUGCAAGUAAAAUCUUUAAAUAAAUCAUUGAAAACUUUCAUAGGCCCCAUACGCCUGCGAUCAAAUUACGCAAAUUUACAAUGCACAGUAAACUGUUACUAAAACUGGUCUCCCAUACACUAGGCAUUUUUACGCAAUCACACGUCAAGCAACACAUACUGUAACAAUUGUUUGUAAAACCGUUUCUGUUGAGCAAAUUUGUUCACAGGUGUAAAACAUUGAUAGCAUCCAACUGUUAUUUAAAGUGGUCACCCAUACAUUAUGCAUUUUUACGCAUUCACACGUCAAGCAACACAAUAAACUGUAACAUUUGUUUGUAAAACAGUUUCUGUUGAGCAAAUUUGUUCACAGACGUGAAACAUUGAAAACUUUCAUAACAUCAACAACUGUUGCUUAAAGUGGUCACCCAUACAUUAUGCAUUUUUACGCAAUCACACGUCAAGCAACCCAAUAAACUGUAACACUUGUUUGUAAAAUAUAUUCUGUUGCGCAAAUUUGUUCACAGGUACAAAACAUUGAAAACAUUCAUAGCAUCAACAACUGUUGCUUAAAGUGGUCACCCAUACAUUAUGCAUUUUUACACAAUCACACGUCAAGCAACACAAUAAACUGUAACAAUUGUUUGUAAAACAGUUUCUGUUGAACAAAUUUGUUCACAGAUGUAAAACAUUGAAAACUUUCAUAACAUCAACAACUGUUGCUUAAAGCGGUCACUCAUACAUUAUGCAUUUUUAAGCAAUCACACGUCAAGCAACACAAUAAACUGUAACACUUGUUUGUAAAACAGUUUCUGUUGCGCAAAUUUGUUCACAGGUGUAAAACAUUGAAACCAUUCAUAGCAUCAACAACUGUUGCUUAAACUGAUCACCCAUAUACUAAGCAUGUUUACGCAAUCACACGUCAAGCAAUACAUACUGUAACAAUUGUUUGUAAAACCGUUUCUGUUGCGCAAAUUUGUUUACAGGUGUAAACCAUUGAAAACAUUGAUAGCAUCAACAUCUACUGCUUAAAUGGGUCACCCAUACAUUGCGCAAAUUUGUUUACAGGUGUAAACCAUUGAAAACAUUGAUAGCAUCAACAACUGCUGCUUAAAUUGGUCACCCAUACAUUGCGCAAAUUUGUUUACAGGUGUAAACCAUUGAAAAUAUUGAUAGCAUCAACAACUGCUGCUUAAAUUGGUCACCCAUCCAUUAUGCAUUUUUACGCAAUCACACGUCAAGCAACACAAUAAACUGGAACAAUUGUUUGUAAAACAGUUUCUGUUGAGCUUUGUUCACAGAUGUAAAACAUUGAAAACUUUCAUAACAUCAACAACUGUUGCUUAAAGUGGUCACCAAUACAUUAUGCAUUUUUACGCAAUCACACGUCAAGCAACACAUUAAAUUGUAACAAUUGUUUGUAAAACAGUUUCUGUUGAGCAAAUUUGUUCACAGGUGUAAAACAUUGAAAACAUUCAUAGCAUCAACAACUGUUGCUUAACUUGUCAGCCAUACACCAUACACUACGCAUUUUUACGCAAUCACACGUCAAGCAACACAACUGUAACAAUUAUUUAUAAAACAGUUUCUAUUGCGCAAAUUUGUUCACAGGUGUAAAACAUGCGAUCAAAUUGCGCAAAUUUACAUUGCACAACAAAUGGUUACUUAAAUUGGUCACACGUACGCUACGCAUUUUUACGCGAUCAAACGUCAAGCAACUAAAUAAAUUAACAAUUAUUAUUUGUAAAGUAGCUGCUGUUGCGCAAAUGUGUUCACAGGUAUGAAGGGCCCAUUAUUAAUAAACUGUUUCGCUGUCAGCGGCAUAAAAAAUGCACCCUCUGUUUCGUUUCAUUUGGUUAAAUGAAGAAUCUAUUUUCUUCUGUGUUAUAUCGUUGAUUGAUGUAUUGGGGGUUUAUUAAUAUUUCAAUCAACGGUUAUAUCCAUAAGAGACAACGAAAAUUGUUAUAUAUUUCCCCAACCCACUUUUAUUUUAAUAAUAUGUAACAAUGCAUAUCAUUUUACUGAAUUUACUUAAAAUAUACGCCAGUAAAAUUUGUCUUGUUUUCGAUUUUAGAUAGUUAAUUUUUAAUUAGCGAAUUUAAAUAAUUGUGAAACUUGAAUCAAAAUAAGUAGAAAAAAAUAGUUGUUCAGAAGUAUCUAUAUAUUUACAAAAUGUUGAUGUUACUGAUUAUCUGAAAGAAUAAAUAUAACUUUAGUAGACAGAAA
This is a messenger RNA of Diabrotica virgifera virgifera (western corn rootworm), 8951 nucleotides long. RefSeq names its product S-adenosylmethionine decarboxylase proenzyme. NCBI's taxonomy places the organism in Eukaryota, Metazoa, Arthropoda, Insecta, Coleoptera, Chrysomelidae. The coding region runs from base 63 to 1112 and encodes 349 amino acids. Gene Ontology annotation, cellular component: cytosol. Gene Ontology annotation, biological process: spermidine biosynthetic process; spermine biosynthetic process. The record is from RefSeq and is a predicted model, not a curated record. The transcript has 8 exons. Gene Ontology annotation, molecular function: adenosylmethionine decarboxylase activity.